AUGAAGACCACCACUUACGUUUCCGCUCUUCUCGGCCUGGCCUCCGCCGUCAGCGCUCACUACACCUUCGACAAGCUCACCCUCUCUGGUACCCAGGAGGGAACUGAUAACCAGUACAUCCGCAAGCAUGAGAACGGCUACAUGCCCACCAAGUUCAAGGGCAUUCCCGAUGGUUCCAUCUCUCCCACCGACAAGGACUUUACCUGCAACAAGGGCUCUACCCCCUCUACCGGCGUCUUUAAGGUCAAGGCCGGUGAUGAGAUUGGUCUCAAGCAGGCUUACGGCGGUACUGGAAUGCAGCACCCUGGUCCUGUCCAGGUCUACGCUGCUCCUGUCAAUGACGCUACCAGCGACAGCCCCUAUGACCUUAAGUGGUACAAGAUUCACCAGGCUUUGAUCUGCAAGUCUGGCAACGCCGAGUCUCUCCGCUCCACUGCUUGGUGCUCUUGGGACGAGGACUCUGUCCACUUCAAGAUUCCUUCUACUCUUCCCGAUGGACAGUACCUCAUCCGUGGUGAGCAUAUUGCUCUCCACGGUGCUCACGAUGGCCAGGCUGAGUUCUACUACGCCUGUGCCCAGGUCGAGGUCUCUGGCAACAGCGCCACCAGCAUCCCCGGUACUUCUGUCUCUAUCCCCGGUGUCUACAAGCAGGACGACGCUGCUGUCAACUUCAGCCUCUGGGGCAGCUCUACCUCUUACGAUGUCAUCCCCGGUCCUGAUGUCAUCCCCGGUGGUACCAUUCGUGGUUCUGCUGACGGUGCCGGUGGUGAUGUCACCGAGACUGUUGAGGGCGGUUCUGACUCUGGUUCUGACUCUGGCUCCGACUCUGGUUCCGGUGCUUCUCCCACUGAGGGUUCUGCUCCUGCUUCUACCGCCCCUGCUUCUUCUACCGAGUCUUCUGCCGCUCCCGUUGUCCCUGAGAUUCCCGACUCUGCUGAGACCACUCCCCAGCCUACCCCCGUUGCCGCUGAGACCACUCCUGUUCCCUCUGCCGGUGACGGUGCCAGCAGCGGAUGCUCUUCUGGUUCUUCCAAGGCCCGCCGCCACGCUCGCCACUUCGCUGCUCACCGUUUCUAA
Molecule: messenger RNA, 1077 nt
Organism: Fusarium tjaetaba
Lineage: Eukaryota; Fungi; Ascomycota; Sordariomycetes; Hypocreales; Nectriaceae
Product: fungal cellulose binding domain protein
Exons: 1
Coding region: 1-1077 (358 amino acids)
Source: RefSeq, a predicted model, not a curated record